AUCGCACUCGCCUUCUCAGAGGUCGAUUGGUCGGUUGGCGUUUUAGCACAGGAAGUGCAUGGGUGUGUUUCCGAGGGGAGGGUCUAAAACUGCAACGACGAACUUCCCUGAAGACACCGUGUUUGCACAUAGGCAGGAUGGAGCUGCGGCCACUUGUUAUGUGCUUUGCUCUCUGUGUGGUUUACGCCACCAGCAAACCCACAGAGAAGAAGGACCGUGUUCACCACGAUGAACCCCUCAGUAAUCGAGAGCAUGAUGAUGCGGAGAACUUUGAUUAUGACCAUGAAGCAUUUCUAGGACAGGAGGAGGCCAAGACAUUUGACCAGCUUACACCAGAGGAGAGCAAGGAGAGGCUUGGCAUGCUGGUCGAACGUAUUGAUGAGGAUAAGGAUGGCUAUGUGACAGUUGAGGAGAUGAAGAAAUGGAUCAAACACGCUCAGAAGAGGUGGAUCUAUGACGACGUGGAUCGACAGUGGAAGAGUCAUGACCUCAACGGGGAUGAAGUGGUGUCCUGGGAGGAGUAUAAGAACGCCACAUACGGAUACAUUCUUGAUGACCCCGACCCCGAAGAUGGCUUCAGCUACAGGCAGAUGAUGGCUCGCGACGAGAGAAGAUUCAAAAUGGCCGACCAAGACAAUGACAUGAAAGCCAACAAGGAGGAGUUCACAGCCUUCCUACACCCUGAGGAGUAUGACCACAUGAAAGACAUUGUAGUGCUUGAAACUAUGGAAGACAUUGACAAGAAUGGAGAUGGUUUAAUUGAUCUGGAUGAGUAUAUAGGUGACAUGUACAACCAGGAGGGAGACGCUACAGAACCAGAGUGGGUGAAGACAGAGAGGGAGCAGUUUACCGAGUUUAGAGACAAAAACAAAGACGGGAAGAUGGACAAAGAGGAGACCAGAGAUUGGAUCCUGCCCAAUGACUAUGAUCAUGCUGAGGCUGAGGCCAAACAUUUGGUCUAUGAGUCAGAUGCAGACAAAGAUGGCCGCUUGACCAAGGCAGAAAUUGUGGAGAAGUACGACCUGUUCGUGGGCAGCCAGGCCACCGACUUUGGAGAGGCCCUGACUCGACAUGACGAGUUCUAACACCCACCUGCCUCCAAAGACUUUGCGUUCAUCUCGUGUAUACCACCUUACUCCUCUGACAGUAGAUGGAGUAUUUUAAACAAGAUGAACUCACUUAACCCAAUGCCACGGACAAUAAUUUAUUUGAUUUCUUGAAUGUGUCCCGUUGUACACACACACUAACAUUUUAAGUAAUGUGUACAUGCUUGGCCAGUGUGUCCUCAUGCUCAGCUCUAUGUAAGAUUGGGAUAUAUCACCAGCCUUUGCUCUGCUUCCACCCACCAUCCCUGUCUUGUCCAGGUCAGGCAGAGGACAAACAGUGUUAGACGACACUUUUUUUUUUUUUGUUUGUUUGAAAGGAUGUUUUUAUGGAAUAGUCAUGCUUUGUUACAAACCCCUUGAUAGAACAAGAAGUUUAGGCUUGCAGUAUACAGAAUAGCUCCUCGUAAGCAUUUCUUUUUGCAAUGCACUGGACUGUGAAGAGUAAAUCUGAUUUCUAGCCAUUAGAAUUUGUCCCACUCCAGUCUAAUCAGGUUAUUAGGUCCAAACUGAAAAUGCUAGUUGCUGAUUCACUUGAACUUUGUUUUCAUGUCUCUACUCAUCAUUUGUUGUGUAGUAUAGGUUGUUUGGAAGGAGGAGUAAACAUUAAAUUCCAGUGACAAUGAAGAACUAGUGCAAUACAGUAUCAUCAGUGGGACCACACUGUGUUUGCCAGGCUGGUCCCCAAAGCAUCCAUGUUGACACGAGCCUUCGUAAGGGCUGGUUGUGCUGUGUGUUAGUUAGUUGAAGGAAUCAAGAUGAAUUUAGGGACUUGUGGAUGCUUUGUCUUUGAAGCUGCCUCCUUUCUUCUUUCUCAUCACCUCAGUUUGUGUGUGUGUGUGUGUGUGUGUGUGUGUGUGUGUGUGUGUGUGUGUGUGUGUGUGUGUGUGUCUGUGUGUGUGGCAUGUGAAUCUAUGUGUGUACAUAGUAUUCCCGAUGACUGGCUUUCCCCAUUGUUUGAGGCUAUGUUUUGUGUUUUGUUUGAUUCAGCUGAACUACUAACUCAUUUGUGUGCCAAGCAAAAAUCUUCCUUUGUCCUUUUUUUUUGUAAGCAGUUUGGGGAAAAAACUUCUUUCUCCCUUCCUAAAUAUGUUUGUUAUGCUUGUAUUAUCACUACCACCAUUUAUAACCACUGUUGAUAAUUUUUAUGCUAUACUUUAAUGUAUAUGAUAAUGUUUUUUUACAGGCUCACUGCAGCAACAAGUCUUUCACUAGUGACUUUACUGUAAAUAAGCUGUUGGUCUGCAAACCGAGCACACUAACAAACAGGUCCAGUUUUUGUGAUUGGGAGCAAUGUCUCAAUAAAAACAAAUAAAAUUGGA
Lates calcarifer (barramundi perch) is the source of this 2425-nucleotide messenger RNA. RefSeq names its product calumenin b (gene calub). The record is from RefSeq and is a predicted model, not a curated record. Gene Ontology annotation, cellular component: endoplasmic reticulum. Gene Ontology annotation, molecular function: calcium ion binding. Bases 138 to 1085 code for a protein of 315 amino acids. The transcript is spliced from 7 exons. Lineage: Eukaryota; Metazoa; Chordata; Actinopteri; Centropomidae.